Chelmon rostratus (copperband butterflyfish) is the source of this 1503-nucleotide messenger RNA. RefSeq names its product neuronal acetylcholine receptor subunit alpha-3-like. Gene Ontology annotation, cellular component: neuron projection; postsynaptic membrane; synapse. Bases 16 to 1503 code for a protein of 495 amino acids. Gene Ontology annotation, molecular function: acetylcholine-gated monoatomic cation-selective channel activity; transmembrane signaling receptor activity. The record is from RefSeq and is a predicted model, not a curated record. The transcript is spliced from 5 exons. Gene Ontology annotation, biological process: nervous system process; signal transduction; chemical synaptic transmission. Lineage: Eukaryota; Metazoa; Chordata; Actinopteri; Chaetodontiformes; Chaetodontidae.
GAGGUAAAUCAGAUUAUGGAAACCAAUCUGUGGCUGAGACACGUCUGGAAUGACUACAAACUGAGAUGGGCCCCUGUUGAGUAUGAUGGCAUUGAGUUCAUACGAGUUCCAUCCAACAAAAUCUGGAGACCAGACAUCGUUCUGUACAACAAUGCUGUAGGUGACUUCCUCGUGGAAGACAAGACCAAGGCUCUGCUGAAGUUUGAUGGCACCAUCACCUGGGUUCCUCCGGCUAUUUUCAAGUCCUCCUGCCCCAUGGACAUCACCUACUUCCCGUUUGACUAUCAGAACUGCUCCAUGAAGUUUGGCUCCUGGACCUACGACAAGGCCAAGAUCGACCUGGUGCUCAUUGGCUCAAAGGUGAACCUGAAAGACUUCUGGGAAAGUGGAGAAUGGGAGAUCAUCGACGCACCAGGAUACAAGCAUGACAUCAAGUACAACUGCUGCGAGGAGAUCUACCCGGACAUCACCUACUCCUUCUACAUCCGCCGCCUGCCUCUCUUCUACACCAUCAACCUCAUCAUCCCGUGCCUCCUCAUCUCCUUCCUCACAGUGCUGGUCUUCUACCUCCCGUCCGACUGCGGCGAGAAGGUGACCCUGUGCAUCUCCGUCCUCCUCUCCCUCACCGUGUUCCUGCUGGUCAUCACCGAGACCAUCCCUUCCACGUCGCUCGUCAUCCCUCUGAUCGGCGAGUACCUCCUCUUCACCAUGAUUUUUGUCACGCUCAGCAUCGUCAUCACUGUGUUUGUGCUGAACGUCCACUACCGCACCCCGAUGACUCACACCAUGCCGGAGUGGGUGAGAGCUGUGUUCCUCGGGGUGCUGCCCAGGGUGAUGCUGAUGAGGAGGCCUAUCGACCAGGGCUGCUCCUCACCUGCCAGUAUUACAGGAGGGACGGGUGGAGGAGGAGGAAAAGAGAGCAGUGGAGGAAACAAGAAGAGAAAGAACAGCAUAGGAGGAGGAAGUGGCUCAGGGAGUGUAAGCGUUGGGGGUAUAACUGGGGGUGUAGCGUGUCCGCCGCUGGAUGGUGGUGCAGGAGGAGGGGUGGCCACCUCAGCUGGCGGCUCCAUGAACUGCGUGGAGUACGGCGACAUGAACCGCGACAUGAACCGGGAUAUGAACAGAAGGUGUCCCUACAGAGGCAAGGAGGUACCGACCCCUGUCCCUCCCCCAAUGGUACCACCUCCUCCUCCCCAGGCACCUCAGACCCAGGGGCCCCAGGAGUCAGAGCUGCCCAAGCUGCCGAGGCCCCUGAAUGCUCCAUCGCCUGUCAACGCUGUCGUUGCCUUCUCCGUGGUGUCGCCAGAGAUCAAGCAGGCCAUCGAGAGCGUCAAGUACAUCGCAGAGAACAUGAGGACACGCAACAAAGCCAAAGAGGUGGAGGAUGACUGGAAGUACGUCGCCAUGGUCAUCGACAGGAUCUUCCUGUGGGUUUUUGUGACAGUGUGUGUGCUGGGAACACUGGGACUCUUCCUCCAGCCAGUCAUCAGCUUCUUGAAAUGA